Trichoderma atroviride IMI 206040 is the source of this 1331-nucleotide messenger RNA. RefSeq lists its product as uncharacterized. Gene Ontology annotation, molecular function: palmitoyl hydrolase activity; thiolester hydrolase activity. Lineage: Eukaryota; Fungi; Ascomycota; Sordariomycetes; Hypocreales; Hypocreaceae. Gene Ontology annotation, cellular component: lysosome. The record is from RefSeq and is a predicted model, not a curated record.
UCCUUCAUUUCUUUUCUCGUACAAUACUAUCUGAACGCUUAGAAUAUUUGAGCCCUCAUCCCACACUCUCUAAGCAUCUUCGCAACGAUGCGCGCCACAGCUUCUCUCCCCAGUCUCUUGACGACGGCCCUCCUGGCCAGCCGCGCCGUUGGCUGGCGCAUUCCCACUCUCCAACAAGCUACAGACGACGAAGAUGACGAUACGCCUCUCCCGGUCGUCAUCUGGCACGGCCUCGGCGACGCCUUCAGCUCCGAUGGAAUCCAGGGAGUAGGCGAGCUCGCAGACAAGAUUCACCCCGGCACCUUUGCCUACGCCAUCGCCAUCGGCACGGAUGCCAACUCGGAUCGCUCAGCGACCUUCUUCGGCAACGUGACCGAACAAAUCGAGGCCGUAUGCGCCGCCCUCGCCGCGCACCCAAUUCUCUCCACGGCCCCUGCCAUCGACGCCAUCGGCUUCUCCCAGGGCGGCCAGUUCCUGCGCGGCUACGUCGAGCGCUGCAACAACCCCCCCAUCCGCAGCCUCGUCACCUUUGGCAGCCAGCACAACGGCAUCAACGAGUUCAAAACCUGCGGCAACGCCGACCUGCUGUGCAAGGGCGCCAUGGCCCUGCUGAGGUUCAACACCUGGAGCAACUUUGUCCAGAGCCGCCUGGUGCCCGCGCAGUACUACCGCGACCUGACAGACUACGACUCGUAUCUCCAAGGUUCAAACUUUCUGGCCGACAUCAACAACGAGCGCGAGCUCAAGAACGAGCAGUACAAGAAGAACAUUGCCAGCCUGACAAACUUUGUCAUGUACAUGUUUGAGGACGACACCACCGCCAUUCCUAAGCAGUCUUCCUGGUUCGCCGAAGUCAACGGCACUGAGGUUACGCCCCUGCGAGAGCAGAGACAGUACAAGGAGGAUUGGAUUGGCCUGCGCCAGCUGGACGACAAGGGCGGGCUCCGAUUCCGAUCCAUCACGGGCGAGCACAUGCAAAUCCCUGAGGGAACCUUGAAGGAGGUCAUGACUGAAUUCUUUGGUCCCAUGAACAAAACGUUUCCCCCGGAGAAGGAUGCCGAGGACUUGAGCCAGGGGGAGCUGUGAUUUGACCUUGUUUGACUGUGCGCGUGUCCUUGUUUCGUGACCUUUUUCUCUAUUAAUAAGUUAACAGCCAUUUGAUUGAUACUAUCUUGUUCCUCCUCACCAUUUUUGUGCCACUACAGGUUUCUCUUUACUGUGUAAUAACUUGGGCGCAACUAAAUCUCCAAGAGGGCCUAUAGAAACAAGUGCACACUACGAAUAUAACAUCUUCUUUUAAUACAAUACGAAUAUUUCUCAUUUCUUCUAUU